Messenger RNA from Cladophialophora carrionii CBS 160.54, 1179 nucleotides. RefSeq lists its product as uncharacterized. The record is from RefSeq and is a predicted model, not a curated record. Gene Ontology annotation, cellular component: mitochondrial inner membrane. The coding region runs from base 1 to 1179 and encodes 392 amino acids. The transcript is spliced from 2 exons. Gene Ontology annotation, biological process: inner mitochondrial membrane organization. Lineage: Eukaryota; Fungi; Ascomycota; Eurotiomycetes; Chaetothyriales; Herpotrichiellaceae.
AUGCCUCUAGUUGCGGCGCAGAGCUUGCGCAGGCUGACCCAUCUGCCCGCCACAUGGGCCUACCCGGCUCACCUGGUCGCAGGACGGAGAGUUGGCGGGUACAAGUACAUCACGGUCCAGGCCACACCUGCAACGGACACCAGCACAAUUAAUACUGCCGGUAGAUCGGUGUCCGCUUCGUCUCCAGACGCCACGUUCGAGGUUAUUGGAAGUCCAAACUCGCUCUUGUCUGUCACUCUGUCUCCCUCUCAAGAUCUAUACGCGCGGCGGGGAACAUUGGUGGCCUUUGCUGGCGAUCCCAAUGGGACUGUAUCGACCCUCCGAAUCCUCAAUCCUGUCCGACGCGCGUUAGUCGGUAUCCCAUUCAUGUAUCAGAAAAUCACAUCAACUUCAUCCGUCAAUGCUCUAAUAUCGACCCGAUCACCCUUGACCACGUUUGCUAUCCUCCAACUAGACGGCACUACGGAUUGGAAGCUAGCCCAGAGAAAAGCUCUGUUGGCAUGGACUGGAAGCACGCUCUCCGUGAAGCCGAGCAUCAACGCGAGGUUCGCUCCGGCAUAUUGGGGAAGUUCCGAUGUGACGGGAAGAGGAUUGCUGGCUCUUGCGGGUCAAGGGCAGGUCUACUCAGUUGAGCUCGCGGCAGGGGAGACAUAUAUCGUCCAUCCGUCUCAUAUCCUGGCUUACACCGCUUCGUCGCCGUCACCCGCCCCGCAACCAUUUCGAUUCAAGUCGACAAACAUUCGAUUUCAGAUACCCCUUCAGCUGGGAAACUUCUUCCCAUCUUCCAAAUUUGUCGAAACGCUGAAAACGAGCAACACCUACAAAUUCGUCGCAAAUGCACUGUACAGCAUACGGACAUGGAGUCGGAGGACUAUCUGGGGAGACCGACUAUUUUUACAGUUUCAAGGGCCGGUCACCCUCUUGAUUCAAAGCAGGGCCGCAAGAGUCAACGAUGUUCUGACCAGUCAUGACGUGAAUGAGAUCGCCGAUACUCCGGCCGGUGCGGUGCAGGAGGCUAUCUCCCAUGUCCGCUCUGCAGGACCCGAGCUGUCCAAGCCAGGGGUUGCGGUGCCCUUGUCGACAUCAUCUUCGCAGCCGAGGUUGUCGACCGCAACCAUCAGUCGCGAUGGAAAGGUCUCGUUCAACCCGUCACAGAGCUCCGAGCCGGUUAAGCCUUAG